AUGGCGAUGACCACGGACGCAUCUUCUCAGAAGUGGUUUGACUCCAACGCAAAGCAACUUGCCAGCUGGGGUGUCGACUACAUCAAGUUGGACUACAUCACCCCAGGCUCCCCGGCUAACGGCGUGAACCUGCCUGGUGACGAGAGUCGUGAGGUGCGAAUGUGGUACAAUGCCAUUAAAACGUUACGCAAAAUGAUCACUUUAUCCAUCUCCUGGAAGCUUGACCGAAGCAAGAAAUAUUUCGACAUAUGGCGUGCCAACGCUGACUCCAUGCGCGUGGACCAAGAUAUCCAAACCUACAAGAAGACGCCGCGUGUCUCUUGGGAAAAUGUUUUGCGGACUCUUAAAAUUAUUUGGAAAGAUAUAAGUGGUCUCACCUACGACCAGCGCAAGUCUGUCUUUAUCCACUGGAUCGGCAGCUCUGCCGAGCUGAAUCUAGGCGAUGAUUUGACCCGCCCCGACCAUCAGGGAAUAGCUCUCCUCACUGACCCAGACGCACUAUCGGCUGCCGACUUCACCGCCAACUACCCGAUGCAGCCACGAAACCCCGGCUCAGGAGGGAAUUCUUGGAAGAAUCAGAAUGCCUGGAUUUCUGGCCCGUCACGUUCCGGGGAGUUCAUUGCAGUUCUUGCCAACUAUGACAAAUCUGGCAGUCAGACCAUCGCUGCGAAAUGGAGUGAUCUCGGAGUAUCAGGCACAUACGAGUGUUUCGACGUCUUUGGCAAAUCGACUAGAAAGGUCGAUUCAGAGCUUCGUGCGGAGCUUAAAGGUUUUCAGAGUGUUAUGUACCGCUGCACCACUCGAGCUUAUACUUGA
This is a messenger RNA of Hirsutella rhossiliensis, 816 nucleotides long. RefSeq names its product putative glycoside hydrolase family 27 protein. The transcript has 4 exons. Gene Ontology annotation, molecular function: hydrolase activity, hydrolyzing O-glycosyl compounds. Bases 1 to 816 code for a protein of 271 amino acids. Lineage: Eukaryota; Fungi; Ascomycota; Sordariomycetes; Hypocreales; Ophiocordycipitaceae. Gene Ontology annotation, biological process: carbohydrate metabolic process. The record is from RefSeq and is a predicted model, not a curated record.